UAGCGUCAGCAUCGCAAUUCUGAAAAAACGGCGGCAGAAACGCCGUUGCAAGUUUGUAUGGCAGGCAAAGACGAAUUAAAUAACAGCUAAUUGGUAAUAGAGGACAGACAAAAUGUAUGUGAAGAAGUUAGUGCUUGAUGGCUUCAAGUCCUAUGGCCGGCGCACUGAAAUCGAAGGAUUCGAUCCAGAAUUUACGGCCAUAACAGGUCUAAACGGUUCAGGCAAAUCAAAUAUUUUGGACUCGAUUUGUUUUGUGCUUGGCAUCAGCAAUUUGCAAAAUGUGCGUGCAUCUGCGCUGCAAGAUUUGGUCUAUAAGAAUGGCCAAGCGGGCAUCACGAAGGCAACGGUCACAAUCGUAUUCGAUAAUACUAAUGCGCAGCAAUGUCCGCCCGGAUAUGAGAAGUGCCGCGAGAUCUCGGUGACGCGUCAAGUGGUUGUCGGCGGCAAGAAUAAGUUUCUGAUCAAUGGCAAGCUGGUACAGAACAAGAAGGUGCAAGACUUCUUCUGCUCCAUGCAGCUCAAUGUCAACAAUCCGAAUUUUUUGAUUAUGCAGGGCAAGAUUCAACAAGUGCUGAACAUGAAGCCCAAGGAGGUGCUGUCCAUGGUCGAGGAAGCGGCCGGCACCAGCCUGUACAAGACGAAGCGUGAUGCGACGAAGACCCUUAUCGAAAAGAAGGAGGGCAAGUUGCGGGAAACGUCGGCUCUGCUGGAGGAGGAAGUUCUGCCAAAGCUAGACAAGCUGCGCAAGGAACGCGCCGCCUAUCAGGAGUAUCAGAAAACGUGUCGCGACAUCGAGUUCCUCACGCAUAUUCACAUUUCGGCCAGAUAUCUGAAGCUAUGCGAUGCCUUGCAGUCCGUGGAGGCUACCGAACAAAAGAUCGAGAAUCGCAUUGCCACUUGCAAAGAAACUCACGCUAAGAAUUUAGAGGAAGUGGAGCGCAUUGAAGUGAAGGUGCAGGAAAUUCAACUUAAGAUAGACGCCGAAAUGGGCGGAACUCUGAAAUCCCUUGAGGCCGAACUUACAGCUAAGCGAGCGGCCGAGGCAACAGCGUCGGGCAGUCUAAAGGCUGCCAAAGGCACAAUUGAGCAGGAUCAGAAGAAAAUCCUGAUGGCCAGUAAAAAUAUUGCGGAAGACGAGCGCACACUGCGCAAGAAACAGGAGGCCAUGUCACAGGUUCAGGGCGAAUUCCAGAGUCUCAAAGAUGCCGAUGCGGCGGACGCAAAGGCCUACGAGGAUGCGCAGCGCAAAUUCGAAGCCGUAUCCCAGGGUCUGUCUACCAAUGAAGAUGGAGAAGCUUGUACUCUGCAGGAACAGCUAAUUGCUGCCAAGCAACAGUUGAGCGAGGCCCAGACUACGAUAAAAACUUCCGAAAUGGAGCUACGCCACACGCGUAAUCUGCUCAAUCAGAAGCAAGGCGAGACGCAGACCAACGACGCAGCCUAUACGAAGGACAAGCAACUGCUCGAUCAGCUCGAGGUAGAGAUUAAGAGCUUGGAGCGCCAACUCGAGAGUCUCAACUACGAAAGCGGGCAGUUUGAAGAAUUGAAGGAGCGUAGACAACUCCUGCAUAGUCAAGUGCGCGAUCUGAAACGCGAUUUGGAUCGACGCAGCGGCUCACGCUACGAGCUCCAAUACACCGAUCCAGAGCCAAACUUUGAUCGGCACAAGGUGCGCGGCAUGGUGGGCAAACUGUUUCGGGUCUCUGAUAUGCAAAACUCUAUGGCUCUUAUGAUGGCAGCUGGUGGACACUUGUACAGCUUUGUAACAGACGACGAUGUGACGAGCAAGAAGAUCUUGCAAAAAGGCAAUCUGCAACGUCGCGUAACACUGAUACCCAUCAACAAGAUCAAAUCAUAUCCUCUGAAUCCAAAAGUUAUUGAAUACGCGAAAGCAACUUACGGAAGCGAUAAUGUGGAGUCGGCCAUGUCCUUAAUUGAAUACGACAAAUACUUUGAUCCGGUCAUGAAGUUUGCAUUUGGCGGCACGCUCAUUUGCAGAGAUUUGGAUGUUGCCAAAGGACUAAGCUCAGAUAAGAACAUUGGAGCUCGUUGUGUCACACUAGAAGGUGAUGUGGUGGACUCGAAUGGCACCUUGUCUGGUGGCUCAGCACCCAAGGGUGCAAAUAUACUGGAGGAACUGAAUUCCAUAAGAAAUUUGGAGAAGGAAGUUAAGCAAAAGAUGAACGAGUUAACCCAGGUGGAGCAGCAAAUGAGUGCUAUUGAGCACGUUGCUCACAAGUAUAACAAGAUAAAAGAGGCACUGGAGCUGCGCCAGCACGAGUAUUCCAUGUGCAAGAAUCGCUUGGCGCAUACAGCUUUCCAGCAAAAUCAGGAGGAAAUCGAGGAAAUGAAGGAAAGGGUGAAAAGCUUGGAGCAGCUGAUGGCUGAGGCACGGGAAAAGCAAAAGAGCUCUCAGGCCAAAGUCAAGGAUGUUGAGGCGAAACUAUCCGAUGCAAAAGGCUAUCGAGAACGCGAGCUCAAGGCGGUCAGCAACGAAAUGAAGGUGACCAAGGCUCGGGCCGAGAAGUCACGUGCGAAUUGGAAAAAGCGCGAGCAGGAAUUCGAAACGUUGCAGCUGGAAAUUACCGAACUGCAGAAGAGCAUUGACCAAGCCAAGCAGCAGCACCAAGAGAUGGUGGACAAUCUGGAUAAGUACAAGGCGGAGCUGGCCGCACUGCAGCAGAACAGUUCGUCGGCAGCUACAGAGGUGGCCGAGCUAGAGAGGGCGAUUAAAAAGCAGAAGGAUUGUCUGCAUGCGCAGAAUAAGGAAAUGCGUACGCUUCUCGACAAAAAGGAUAAAAUGCUGAAGCACAAUCAGGAGCUGCAGCUGGAGAUGAAGAAGAAGGAAAACGAAAAGAGUAAGAUUAGUGGCGAGGCAAAGGACGCAAAGAAACGAAUGGAUGCGCUUGAGAUUAAAUACCCCUGGAUACCUGAGGAGAAGAAUUGCUUUGGCAUGAAGAACACGCGCUAUGAUUACAGCAAAGAGGAUCCCGUCGAGGCCGGCAACAAGCUGGUGAAGAUGCAAGAGAAAAAGGAGAAGAUGGAGCGUACGCUCAAUAUGAACGCAAUGCAGACACUGGAACGCGAGGAGGAGAACUACAAUGAGACAGUGCGUCGUCGUCAGAUCGUUGCGCUGGACAAAGAGAAGAUUAAGAAGAUCAUUGUCAAAAUGGAUGAGGAGGAACAGGAUCAGGUGAAACACGCUUGGGAGGCGGUAACUAAGAACUUCAGCAGCAUAUUCAGUACACUCCUGCCGGGUGCCCAGGCACUACUCAAUCCUGUCAAGACGAACGGAGUCCUGAGUGGCCUCGAGAUAAAGGUCGGCUUCAAUGGCGUCUUCAAGGAGAGUCUGGGCGAGCUGUCUGGUGGCCAGAAAUCUUUGGUGGCGCUAUCGCUCGUCUUGGCCAUGUUGAAGUUCUCACCAGCUCCGCUGUAUAUUCUCGAUGAGGUGGAUGCUGCGCUGGACAUGUCGCAUACACAAAACAUUGGCAGCAUGUUGAAGCAACAUUUCAGGGAUUCGCAGUUUCUCAUCGUCUCCCUGAAGGAUGGCCUCUUCAAUCAUGCCAACGUCCUGUUUCGCACUCAAUUCGUGGAGGGCGUCUCUACGAUUACGCGAACUGUUGGCCGAUCCGUAGCUAAACGCUAAAUAUAUAUGUAUGUAUGCCUGUGU
Drosophila navojoa is the source of this 3670-nucleotide messenger RNA. It is a transcript of the gene SMC2, whose product is annotated as structural maintenance of chromosomes 2. The record is from RefSeq and is a predicted model, not a curated record. Lineage: Eukaryota; Metazoa; Arthropoda; Insecta; Diptera; Drosophilidae. Gene Ontology annotation, molecular function: ATP binding; ATP hydrolysis activity; protein binding. Gene Ontology annotation, cellular component: chromosome. Gene Ontology annotation, biological process: chromosome organization.